Molecule: messenger RNA, 1111 nt
Organism: Paramecium octaurelia
Lineage: Eukaryota; Ciliophora; Oligohymenophorea; Peniculida; Parameciidae
Source: the annotation of a GenBank genome assembly
AUGAACCAAUCAUAAAAAUAAUUUGAAUUCAAGAAUGUUGAUGAAUUGAAGGCCUUCCUUAAAUAUUAGCAGAGAUCAGCAAAUCAAUAUAAAUUAAGAUUUAAUGAUUUGUUGCUAGAAAAGGUUGAAGAAUCCCCAAUCAAACUCGAUUCUGAUUUGUCUCUUGCAGACUUUUAAACCUUAUACGAUUCAAAGGUUCCAGUAAUUAUCAAAGGGUUGGACAAGGAUUGGGAAAAUUGGGAUUGGGAUUAUCUGAUUUAAAAUUAUAAGGAGUGUUAUUUCAGAUGUGCAAUAGAUGAUGAUGGCAACUAUUUGAAAUUGAGAUUUGAUCAAUACAUUCAUUAUUUUUAGAACAAUACUGAUUACAAUCCCUUUUAUAUAUUUGACGGAGACAUUCCUCAAAAUAUGUUAAAUUAAUACAAGAUACCAUACUUAUUUCCAUAAGACUACCUAGCUUACUUGAAGUAAAGAAGACCACAAUAUAGGUGGAUUCUAUGUGGGUAAAUCAAUUGAUAUAUUAGUCCUAAGCAAUCUGGAUCAAUGAUUCAUAUAGAUCCCUAUGAAACCUCUGCUUGGAAUUGUGUUGUUUUAGGGAAAAAAAGAUGGGUUAUGUUUCCACCAUCUGUAGAUAAGAAUAUUAUAAAAGGUAUGUUUGAUUGAAAUUACAAUAAUAGGAAAAUCAUUAAUUAGCAAGGAUGUCUUAGAGAAUAUUAAUAAUCCAAUUGAUUAUUUUAGUAUCAUAGUUCCUUUGGUAAAGAAGCACUGCGAUUCAUAAAAUAUUAAAUAUUAUGAUUUCAUUUAGAGUGAGCAUGAAACUGUUUAUGUUCCAAAUGGAUGGUGGCAUGCUGUGUUGAAUAUUGAAGAUUGUGUUGCUGUAACUCAGAAUUAUGUUUGUGAUUAAAACUUGGAGAAAUUUUGGAUUGCUUUUAAUAAAGAAAAUCCAACAUUAAGUUAAUAGUUUUUAACUAAUGUGUAAUAAGAAAAUGAGGAAUUAUAUAAUAGGAUUUUGGCAUUGAAUGAGAAAUUCAAUAUCCAAAUUAAAUCGUUAUAAUAGAAUGACAAUAACUCAGAGUAAGAUUCGUUGGAAGAGUUUUAGAAUUAGUUUGACUGA